CGAAAAUCUAAAAUACCUGUACCAUCCUCACCAUAUACUUCUGAAAGACAAGAAUCACCGGGCUCCUCCUCAUCAGCUUAUAUUUCUGACCAGAAUACACCAAAUGAAACACGUGUAGGAGGACGAGGUUUAUAUCCUGUAUGGAAAUAUUUUCAGCGUCAAAAAACUAAAUCAAAUGGAUAUUACUCAGCAAAGUGUGAUUAUUGCUCAACUAAAUGGUCAAGAGGUGAACCAGUAAAGCUCGAAGCUCAUCUUGCGCUUGAGUGCUCUUAUGUUGAAGAGCAUGUUCGGCAAUUUUAUCUACUUUGUGUAGCCUGUCGUAAUAACUUGGAAGAGCAAUCUGAACAUUCAAAACGACAAAAAUUAAAUAAUCAGCAUGGUCUUACAAAAUUUUUUCCACAAAAAACUGGAGGUGGUUUGUCCGAAGGACGAAGUAAUACCAUAAAUGUUGCAUUAUUAAAAGCUUUUGUGGUGUGUGGUAUUUCAUUUUCUGUAAUUGAAAACCUAUUUUUUAUCAACUUGCUUCAAACUUUGUGCCCGGAAUAUCAACCACCAUCAAGAGAAGUUUUAGCAAGACGAUUAUUGGACCAGGAGUACUCUAAAGUUGUAAUUAAACGUGAGGCUAUUUUUCGUGAAUCAAAUAAUCUAACUAUUG
Molecule: messenger RNA, 655 nt
Organism: Dentiscutata erythropus
Lineage: Eukaryota; Fungi; Glomeromycota; Glomeromycetes; Diversisporales; Gigasporaceae
Source: the annotation of a GenBank genome assembly